Messenger RNA from Gastrolobium bilobum, 3278 nucleotides. Its product is annotated as copper-transporting ATPase PAA2, chloroplastic. Gene Ontology annotation, biological process: monoatomic cation transport; copper ion homeostasis. Gene Ontology annotation, molecular function: ATP binding; ATP hydrolysis activity; copper ion binding. Bases 33 to 2696 code for a protein of 887 amino acids. Gene Ontology annotation, cellular component: membrane. Lineage: Eukaryota; Viridiplantae; Streptophyta; Magnoliopsida; Fabales; Fabaceae. The record is from RefSeq and is a predicted model, not a curated record. The transcript has 17 exons.
UUCGUGGUUCACAACUCCUUCUCUUCUUUCCGAUGAUGGCAACUCAUCUGCUAAGGCUUUCUCUCUCUCCGCAACCGAAGCUCUGCUUCGUUUCCACAGCCAAUCACGAUGUCCACUUCGUUUCUCUGCUUCCGCCAAAACGACGUCGCAACCGCAACCGCCACCGCCGGGAAAAGUUUUGGCCAAAUUUCGUCGUUUCAAACUGCUUUGGAACUGAGAUUAGCUCACCGGAAUCAGAUCUUCUUCAAGUCCGGGAACAGAAUAAAGACUCGCCGGUUCUACUCGAUGUCACCGGAAUGAUGUGCGGCGCGUGCGUCUCCCGAGUCAAACACAUCUUGUCCGCUGACGACCGAGUCGACUCGGCCGUGGUCAACAUGUUGACCGAGACAGCCGCCGUUAAGUUGAGACGGAACGAGGAGGAACCGGCGAGCGUCGCGGAAAGCCUUGCUCGGAGAUUGAGCGAUUGCGGGUUUCCGACAAAGAGGAGGGCGUCGGGUUUGGGAGUGGCAGAAAAUGUGAGGAAGUGGAAGGAGUUGGUGAAGAAGAAGGAGGAACUAGUCGCCAAGAGUCGAAACCGCGUCGCUUUCGCUUGGACUUUGGUGGCAUUGUGCUGUGGAUCUCAUGCUUCGCAUAUUUUUCACUCUUUGGGGAUUCACAUUGGUCAUGGACCGCUUUGGAAAAUACUUCAUAAUUCAUACGUGAAAGGUGGGUUAUCUUUGGGCGCUCUAUUGGGACCGGGACGAGAGUUACUCUUUGAUGGGCUGAACGCAUUUAAGAAGGGAUCGCCAAAUAUGAACUCUCUUGUGGGAUUUGGUUCCAUAGCUGCUUUCAUCAUCAGUUCGAUCUCACUACUUAACCCUGGGCUGGCAUGGGAUGCAUCAUUCUUUGAUGAACCGGUCAUGCUUCUUGGUUUCGUGCUUCUUGGACGUUCUCUGGAGGAAAAGGCGAGGAUUCAGGCAUCUAGUGAUAUGAAUGAACUUCUUUCACUGAUAUCUACGCAGUCAAGACUUGUGAUUACUUCGUCAGAAGGUUCACCAUCUACUGACAGUGUGCUUUGCUCUGAUGCAAUUUGUGUUGAAGUCCCAACUGAUGAUAUUCGAGUUGGUGACUCAGUGUUGGUGUUGCCUGGAGAAACUAUUCCUAUAGAUGGAAGGGUCAUUUCCGGAAGAAGCGUUGUGGAUGAAUCCAUGCUUACAGGAGAAUCACUUCCUGUGUUUAAGGAGGAAGGCCUCCCAGUUUCAGCAGGAACUAUAAAUUGGGAUGGUCCUUUAAGGAUUGAAGCUUCUUCAACUGGCUCCAACACAAUGAUAUCCAAGAUUGUACGCAUGGUUGAGGAUGCUCAAUCACGUGAAGCACCUGUACAAAGGCUUGCAGAUUCAAUAGCGGGGCCAUUUGUAUACAGUGUAAUGACUCUGUCAGCGGCAACAUUUGCAUUCUGGUAUUUUAUUGGAUCACACAUAUUUCCUGAUGUUUUGCUCAAUGAUAUUGCGGGCCCAGAAGGAGAUCCUUUGCUUUUGAGCUUAAAACUCUCUGUAGAUGUUUUGGUUGUUUCUUGUCCUUGUGCUCUGGGUCUUGCCACACCCACAGCGAUCCUGGUUGGCACAUCACUUGGGGCAAGGAAAGGACUUCUUAUUAGAGGAGGGGAUGUGCUGGAACGCUUGGCAAGUAUAAAUUAUAUUGCUCUAGACAAGACAGGAACCCUCACCAGAGGUAAACCAGUUGUGUCUGCCAUAGGCUCUAUUGAUUAUAGACAGUCAGAAAUUCUUCAGAUUGCUGCUGCCGUUGAGAAAACAGCAUCUCAUCCAAUAGCAAAGGCUAUUGUCAAUAAAGCUGAGUCGUUGGAGCUGGUCCUUCCAGUAACAAAAAGGCAGUUAGUUGAACCAGGUUUUGGAACCAUGGCAGAAAUAGAUGGGCGUUUGGUUGCAGUUGGAUCUUUAGAAUGGGUUCAUGAACGCUUCCACACAAAAAUGAGCCCAUCUGAUUUGAUGAAUCUGGAACAAAAUUUGAUGAAUCAUUCGUCGAAUACAACAUCUUCAAAGUAUUCAAAAACUGUUGUCUAUGUUGGACGUGAAGGAGAAGGCAUCAUGGGUGCUAUUUCCAUAUCUGACAUUGUGCGCGAUGAUGCUCAAUCUACUGUAAUGAGGCUCAAGCAGAAGGGGAUUAAAAUGGCCCUCUUAUCCGGAGACAGGGAAGAAGCAGUUGCAACAAUAGCAAAAACAGUUGGAAUUGAAAGUGAUUUUGUCAAAGCAUCUUUGUCUCCACAGCAGAAAUCUGGAUUUAUUUCAUCUCUGAAAGCUGCUGGAUAUAAUGUUGCGAUGGUAGGUGAUGGGAUAAAUGAUGCACCCUCUUUGGCUGUAGCGGAUGUUGGGAUUGCUCUGCAGAAUGAAGCACAAGAGAAUGCUGCCUCGGAUGCAGCAUCCAUUAUACUUCUGGGGAACAAAAUUUCACAAGUUGUCGAUGCACUAGACCUUGCACAGACAACAAUGGCAAAAGUGUACCAAAAUUUGUCUUGGGCAGUAGCCUACAAUGCUGUUGCCAUUCCCAUUGCUGCUGGCGUGUUACUUCCCCAAUUCGACUUUGCUAUGACACCUUCACUUUCAGGAGGACUGAUGGCUCUGAGCUCCAUCUUCGUGGUUGGCAACUCACUGCUUCUACAGCUUCAUGGGUCUCAGACCUCCACAAAGGGCUCACUCUAAUAUCAUAUUAAACAUAUCUUCCAUCCAUUCGAACAUGGAUAUAUUUAAUGCAAAAUAUGCAUCGGAGGUGGUGACCCUUAUCAUGACAGUAUGAGUACAAGUUCGGCAUUUAUUAAAUAAUCAUAAUCAGAAUUGUAACCAACAAGCUCCUGUUUUGUUUUGCUGUUUGUUCAACAAAAAUAUAUAAAUAAAAAUAAGGAAGUGUAUAGUUGUGUUGUAUAUCUCAAGUGCGCUCAACCGUGCGAAGGCUCAUGAAGUGCAGGAAUGGAAGUGUGGCCUCUUGCAAAAUGCAAAAUACAGGCUUGUGUCACGGCCUGCACUGAAGACUGCAGCAGAGAUGUUUUUGCUUAUUUAUUAGUUUAUUACUACCACUCGGCCUUGAACAGUGUGCCUUGUCUUCAAAGCUAGGCUAGUAGGCUCCCUGUGUUGGCAGGCUUUUUUUGUUUUGAUGUUCAUGUUUAGGACUUUCUAUUUAGUCAAAUAUUUGUGAAAUUAUUGAGAUUAAUAAUAAGAGCUUUCGCAGUUUGAAGGAGGCAUUCAUUGUAAAAUAAAAUAAAAUGAACAUUCCUGUGAAAUGUUAAA